This is a messenger RNA of Megalopta genalis, 3211 nucleotides long. The record is from RefSeq and is a predicted model, not a curated record. Lineage: Eukaryota; Metazoa; Arthropoda; Insecta; Hymenoptera; Halictidae.
GGGAGCCGGGCGAGCCGAGUGCCGAGGGGAGAGGGAGAGGAGGAACACGCUCUCCUCCGGUGCACACUCUCGUGGUGACUCCGACCGGCAAAGUGCUCGCGUUCGUGAAAGUCCACAGACGACUUUCAGGGUCGUCUGCUCCGCUCGUUCCGCCGAAGAGAGCCGGCUUGGCUUCGUUUCGCGAAAAAGGAGCCAGAGACCGAAAGAGAUCCUCGUACGUCGCGAAUCCGCGCCGAGAAUCCACACAUCCUGCGCCGCGAUCCCAGUCUCGAUCGUCGUCGGAUCGAUGAGACCGAGCCGAGCCGAGCUCCUCGCCCGUCGUCGUCUCGAAACGCGCGACCAGUUCCACGACCGAUCGAUGUCGCUCGCGAGGACUCGACGAUAGAUUCCUGGAUCCGGACGAUCCCCGCGCCGUGGACAUGUGGUGAUCGAGAACCGUGCGGACUUCUGUGAUCGAGAUCACCGCCUCGCCUCGCAUUGCCUCGCCUCGCUUCGCGUCGCCCGGAGAACCGUCACGGAGCCUUGAACAGUUUCCAGCGUGACGGCGGACAGUUACAGAGAGCCGGAGAGAACCAGCACCGCGGAGAACCAGCGGCAAUGUCGUCCAGGCUUCGCGGAUCCUCGGCGAUCAAGGAGGGCGCCGACGUGGCGGCGUACCCCACCCGGAGGGACCACUUCCGCGAGGAUCAGGGCCUGAAAUCGUACAAGAACGGGACGAAUCGAUACCACUUCGGCAUGACCAGGCAGAACGAAGAGACGAAAAAUGGCCGCGAUCAUAGAGACCGACUGGCCGACGACCCGGACCAGCUCUACAAAAAGAGCAGGGAGCACUUCGGCGCCUGGGACAUCAAGGACGUCGUCCAGGACGACAGGCUCGGCUCCAAGAAGCAGCCGGAUCGGUUCGAGGAGUCGCGGCUGACGAACGGGCGAUCCAGGAACGAUUUCGCCAAGCACGAGCACCGUGACGAUCGAGGUAGGACCGGGUCCGUCGAUCGCGAUCAGUCUCACAGAUCCAGAAGAAAGGACACCUGGGAGGGGUCCGACGCGAAGUCGUCCUCGAGAACGCAACGGAAAAACGAUCCCCAGGCGAUCGACGAGAGGGAUCUGCUUCUGAGGGAGAUCGAGAGCCUGGCCGUGGACGGGCGAUCGCCCGAUCGUCGGAUCAGAGCGAUGAUCGAGCGGUUCAAGUCCCGGGAAGAAGAGAAGAUGAAGUCGAAGAGGGACCGAGACUCUCUCAGCCCUGAAAACGAAGAGUACAGGUCGAAGAGCGCGAGUCGAGGCGACAACCGAGCGGAUCGCGAGGAUUGCGACAGAGAGUUUGGGAACCAGAAGGAGGACAGGCGGGAGGAUCGACGUACAGCGAGAUCUAGGAUCCGGGACGGCGACAGAAACGAGCUCGAAGAGAGCAGAAAUCGGUCCGUCGAUCGGAGGCUCGACAAAUCGAACGAGUCGAUUGGAGAGAAGACCGAGGAUUCGCGGAGAAACGAUAGUUUUCGGCAGAAGUGUGACGUGCACGGUUUAGAUAAGAGUCGUAGACGAUCCAGAGAGCUGGAGGACGAUCCGUCCCGCAGAAAGGACAGCCCCAAAAGAAGGAGCUACGCUUACGAGGGAAACCCUGAAGACUUCGACGUUCGGAUACAAAGAUACGAGCGAGCGCUUCUGGAGCCUAGGAGGGACCUAGACUCGUCCAGAAGAGCUUCCGCGAAGGACGCCGCCGGCGAUCUAGGCAGAAAAGAGUCGUUCAAAGAGCACGACCGUCAGGUGACGAGGAAAAGUUCCUUCAAGACCGGGGACGCGAAGAAAAGUCGAGAGUCGAGCCUCGGCAGGAAGCCGUCCUUAAAAGGUCAGGAGACCGACGUUCAUCGGAAGAACUCGUUCAAGGACACCGAGAAGAGCUUCCGGAAGGAUCAGGAACACGUGUCCCGAAGAGGCUCGUUCAAGGAGCAAGGGUUCGACGCCGGACGGAAGAACUCGUUCAAGGAGCAAAGCUCGGAUUACGGGAGGAUCUCCGCGAGGACCUGCGGCAACGAGGAGGAGAGAAAAGCCGCGAAAGGACACGGCGUGAGCAGGAUAACGUUCAAGGAGCAGGACGAGGGGCCGCCGAGGAUUCACUCGUACAAGGAGCAGGAGGCGGAAGCGGGCAAGAUCAGUUUCAAGCAUCGUUCCAGUGACGUAGGUCGCAAGAACUCCUUCAAAGAGAAGACCGUGGAGUUCGCGGGGAUCUCGUACAAAGAUCACGACGAGGACGUGGGUCCGGGCCAAAGGAACGUCUACAAGAACGAAGGCGGCGAGCCUGGCAAGGUGUGCUUCCGCAGCUUGGACGACUCCAGACGGAGGACAUCUCCGAACGGCCGUUACGUCGAGUUCGGGCCAGCUUCCUAUCAAACCGAAGGCGAGAUUCCGAGCGAGGAGGUCCUGGAUCAGGAAAGAAGGAGUUCCUCGAAGGAUCGCGACGCCUCGACGAAGAGGAGAGUUUCCCUCAGGAGCAAGAGCCACGACUCCUUCGACAGGAAGUCGGACAGACACUCCAGACCCCUGAGUCCGCCUAGGAGAGACGAGUUGCGGGAGAACUGCAAGGACCGCGAGGACUUCGACGCGAACUCCUGGCACGAGAGCAACAGGGUGUUCGCUGCCGCGUACCUCCGCGAGAACAGCAGGUACCGGUCGAAUCCCGAAGGACAUUCGGAGAUCGAGCGAGAUCCGUCCCCGGAAAUGGGGUCCCUUCUCGAGAUCAGGGAGAGGAGACCGAACGAGCACGAGGAGAAGCAGCGCAAAGAGCACGCGAACGUUUACGGUGUGGGAGACGCGGAUCAGCCAAAGGAUCUAGACGGCAGAUACCCGUCUCACCGCGAGAGGAACGGUGCCACGAUCAUCAGGAUCCGCUCUAGUCCUGAGAGCACCGUCGAGAGGAGACGUCGCCGGCGACCGGCGCAGGAGCUGCACGUGGGCAGGCGGAGGCGUUACGAGGACGAAGAGGACAGCGGGGACGAGGCCGAGGAGGAGGACGACGAGGACCGUCGUCGACAGAGGCCCAGGGAGCCCGGUUUCCCGUCGGGACGAGGCGUUAUGACACCGUCCCGAAGAAUCUGGAACUAUCGCGAAGGGGGUGUCCUGAUCACGGACGUCGAGGAGGGCCAGCCGUGUUUGCAGUGCGGGGAGACGUGUUCAGGAUUCUCGCCGCACACGUGGAGGUAAGCUUUAUUAUCGCGGG